This is a messenger RNA of Oreochromis niloticus (Nile tilapia), 3817 nucleotides long. RefSeq names its product CaM kinase-like vesicle-associated, like (gene camkvl). NCBI's taxonomy places the organism in Eukaryota, Metazoa, Chordata, Actinopteri, Cichliformes, Cichlidae. Gene Ontology annotation, molecular function: protein kinase activity; ATP binding. Gene Ontology annotation, biological process: protein phosphorylation. The coding region runs from base 259 to 2700 and encodes 813 amino acids. The record is from RefSeq and is a predicted model, not a curated record. The transcript is spliced from 12 exons.
GUGAGUGAGUGAGUGAGCGAGUGGGAGGGAGGGCGGCAGUCAGAAGCAAGCAAACUAAUUCUCAGACAGUCGUGCCAGAGCAGGAGCUGCAGUUCACCUCACUGACGCUGUUGGUUCAAAAGCCAUUUUAAGUGUUAUUCGACCAUUAAUUUAUUCCCAAGUAACAAGUAGGACGAUACUUUCCAUUUUGGACGGGGGGCUUCAAACACGCGCACCCGCACUUCUUCCGAGCCGCGACAACUCAAGGUGAAUGCCGUCAUGCCAUUUGGGUGCCUUGCCCUGCGAGAUGGGCGAACGUAUGACACGAUAUCUGAUGUCACAGACAAGUAUGAGUUUGGACAAGUCCUGCGAGCGAAGGAGUUCUGCGAGCUGUGCCUGGCAAAGGACAGACAAACAGACAAGGUGUUUGUCUGCAAGAAAUUCCUCAAGAAAGAUGGCAGGAAAGUCCGCAAGGCUGCCAAGAACGAAAUCAUGAUUCUGAAACUGGUAAGCCAUCCAAACAUCCUUCAGCUCAUAGAUACAUUUGAGACUCGGAAGGAAUACUUCAUCGUCCAGGAGCUCGCCACAGGAGGAGAUGUUUUUGACUGGAUUCUGGACCAAGGGAACUACACAGAGAGAGAUGCUUCCAAUGUCAUCAGACAAGUCCUCGAGGCUGUGGCAUACUUACACUCCCUUAACAUAGUUCACAGGAACCUGAAGCUGGAAAACCUGAUGUACUACACAGAAAACAACCAUAAUAAAGUAGUUUUGCGAGAUUUCUACCUGUCCAGAUUUGAGAACGGACCAAUCACGGAGCCAUGUGGAACACCGGAAUAUCUGGCUCCUGAAGUGGUGGCUCGUCACCGAUAUGGCCGUCCUGUGGACUGCUGGGCUGUGGGUGUCAUCAUGUACAUACUCUUAUCGGGUAACCCUCCUUUUUACGAUGAAACAGAGGAAGAAAACACAGAUCUGCAUAAUCGCAUCAUUUUCUGCCGGAUUGUUGCUGGGGAUUUUGAGUUUGAUUCUCCGUACUGGGAUGACAUUUCACCUGCAGCUAAGGAGCUUGUCUGUCGCCUGAUGGAAGUGGACCAGAUGCUGAGAAUCACAGCACAAGAUGCGCUUUACCAUGAGUGGAUUGCAGGGAACGGUGCAUCAGAAAAGAACCUGAAGGAUGGCGUGUGUGCCCAGUUUGAAAAGAACUUUGCAAAGGCCAAAUGGCGGGAAUUAAAGAAAGCGAUCCGUGUCACCACAUUCAUGCAACGCCUGAAGAAUUCAGAAGCAUUGAUUGAUAGCUCUGCUGAGGUUCAGGGUAGUGAGGAGGCAGGGGAUGGUGAAGGGGGUGCGUCGCAGGGAACAAGUGAUGAGGGAGAGAAAGGGACGAGUGAUGGUGGGGUGACAUCAAGUAGUGUGUCUUUAGAAGUUACUAUUGAGAGUAUGCCCUCUGGUAUGGACCAGAGUAAAGAGACAGUUAAGGCUGGAGAAAAACAAGAGGAGGUAAAGAUGCAUAUAGGCCCAUCUGUAGGAACUUCGCCAUCAGGUGUAGAGGACCUUUUCUGUCAAUCAAAUGCGGUCCCCAACUGUACCCAGGAACAGCCUGACAAGGUUGGUGUAAAGAAAGGAGCAGGUGACGGAACCAGGAAAAUGGCUGCAAAUUUGGGCCAAAAUAAAGUUGUUCCAGAAUUCAAACAGACGCCUGCGGUGAGCCCUGAGGCCUCAAAGCUAUUAGACAGCACUUCGGGCAUUAAUCUUGACAAAAAACACAUAUCGUCCUCCCCUGAUCCCAGCAGCAAAUGUAAAAUGGCUGCAACACUUCAUGCCCCUUCACACACAGCAUCCGCUGUUGCAUCAGCCUCACCGCUGAAGAGACCAGUCACACAAAGCGAGCAAAAGGAUGAGACUGACGGAAGUUGGUGUCAGACACAAAUACCUGAAGCGGUGGCAGAGAAGUCUGUGGUGGCGCCAGUCACUCCAGCAGUGGGGCCAGGUACAGGGGUGGAUGGAGGACUAGGAGUCAGGCUAAGGGGCGAUGCCAGUCCAGUAGAUAGGCAGGACAGGAAUGCCAGAAGAACAGAUAGAUACAGCGCUGAGUUUAGCAUACCAAGAGCAGGUGCUACACCGGGACAGGCUUGCUAUGCAGUUGGAAGCUCUGCUAGCUUGGGCCGUCAUGCCACACCAUACAAUCCAGAGGUUGGGGCUAUGGGGAUGGGGAUGGCUGGGAGCUAUGGGAGUCCAUACAGUUCCCUGUAUACAAGUGGAGGAGGUGUAGGGAGGUAUGGAACUGGGCUACAGCACAGUGGGGGGAGCAGCACUUCAAGCGAUUGGCAAAUGGACAGUGUGAUCGAGCAGAUAGAAAAGCAAAUGGCUGCUGUGCUGGAGAAGAUCGAGGGAGACAUGCCGUCGCUCCUAGAGCAAAUCAGUGACUGUCCUGCUGAGCAACCUCGAGCUCGGAGCACACACGCCUCUCCCGCCACCUCUCGUGCACGCCCCUCACAGCGGUCCACAUCUGCAACCACCGGCACCCCACCACCACUUCCUACCUCUCCCAGACCUGUGCUGCCAUCUCUUCCUCGCAUUAGCAUUCCUCCUCCUGCCUAUCCCCCACCAUCUCCACCCACAGAAGCCUCACCCCAGGCGCUGGGAGAGCAGGAAGACAGAGAUGUACAGGCGGCUCCUGCUCAUUCAAGCCAGUCACCAAGACCUGGGAUAGGCAGGGGACUAUGAGGCAGGUGUGCAUGAUGCAAUACACAAAGGCAAAAAUACCUGGAACACUGUAUUCAUAGUUAAACUUAAGGAUUUAAUGACUGUCUCACCCAGAAGGACUGCCUAAUUGUGCGCAAAAAGAGAAGUUAUUACACUGUUGUUUGGUUUGGCUGCAUAUUCAUACCAGAUGACCCUACGCCCUUCUGACAUUCCAAACACUUUCAUCACUGGAGUCUAGAGGGAUUGGAGUACAAUAUAUAUAUUUCUGUAUGACAGCUUCACAGAUCAAGAUCUUAAAAGUUUGUUAAGAUCUAAAGAAAGUAUGCUAAAUCCAGAUUGUGUGCCUAAAUGUUUACCACACAACGACCUCAUAUGGAAAUCCAAGCACUCAACAAAUUUCCAAGUUAUGAAGCUGCACAAAUAAGAAUGGCGAAAUUCUCAACUAACAGUGAAAGAAAAGAUCUAAAUAAAGUAUUAUACCCUAAAAACUGUAAAUAAACAAAAUCAAACUAGGUUCCUAAGUCAUAUUUUUCUUCCAUGGUGUGAACUUCCAAAGUGACAUUUACUUGUUUUUUUUGUUCAAAGCAGAUCGUCCCAUGAUUUAUUUUUGGGGGGUUACUAUGUAUUUAUGUGGCUAUUUAUUCUGUUGUGAUGCUUGGUGUCACAAAGUUGUACAGAAAUAUGUGAAACUGAUUUGAUAAAGCCAUUCCCCUGGUUGCAAGAAAUUAAAAUUUGUUUUAUUAAACAGUAUAUUUAAACUUAAACUGUCACUUAGACUUAUGAGUUGUUCCACAUCUGUCAGAGAGCUGGGGAAAAUAUACUGUAUAAAGGCUUUGCAAUAACACGGUAACACUUACAUUUUCUCUCCUUUUUCCCCCAAACAUUUCCAGAUAGUUUGUUUUCGUUUGCUCCAGUUUUGUCAGCACAUUCAUUUGGUACCGUUAACUGGACAAUCCUGCCUAUUUUAUCCUUUUCAUCAUAAAACUGUUCUGACUUUUGUUCUGCUAUUGGGUGUAUGUAAUACCAGAUUCUGUGCUUUUCUCCUGAACAAGUCUAGAUCUCCACUAUUCUGUCCCUAUGUAAAAUGUGCACUGUUUGCAAGUCUUUCAAUAAAAGUAAGCCAGUAAAUACAUGCAUA